Molecule: messenger RNA, 1152 nt
Organism: Botrytis fragariae
Lineage: Eukaryota; Fungi; Ascomycota; Leotiomycetes; Helotiales; Sclerotiniaceae
Product: putative paf acetylhydrolase family protein
Exons: 1
Coding region: 1-1152 (383 amino acids)
Molecular function (GO): 1-alkyl-2-acetylglycerophosphocholine esterase activity
Source: RefSeq, a predicted model, not a curated record
AUGACUUUAAUCACAAAGAAAAUCUGCUGGCUAUUUCUCAAUCUUUCCCAUGCCGUCUAUGGCAUCAUUCAAGCACCUCUACUACCUGGGUCUCAUACCCUUGGCACCACCACUCUCCAGGUGACGGACUCGUCUACUUCUCGCAGUCUAAUGCUCUCCUUGUUCUAUCCUGCAUCCGCCAAAAAUUCAUCUUAUACAUUUGCGCCCUCCUUCCCAUCAGCCACGGCUCUUUAUUUAGCAGAAAGCUACUCUCUCCCUUCCGCUAUUCUCCAAGAGCUUGCCUCACGUUCCUACAAUUCCGCUCCUAUUCUUCUUUCCCAUAACAAUUCAUUUGAUUUCCCAAUCCUUCUCUUCUCCCCAGGCUAUGGGAAUACGCGACUUGCUUAUACUGUCAUUGCCGAGAAUAUCGCUUCUCUGGGCUAUUUUGUCAUCACUAUUGAUCACCCUUUCGAUGUCGAAUUCAUCGAAUAUUCAAACGGUACAAUCGCAACAUGGGAAGACGAGGAUUUUGAUAACUAUACCGCUGGAAUUCCAUAUGUGAAUGCUCGAGUUAAAGAUAUGCAAUUUGUGUUGAACUCCUUCUCGGAUCCAUUAUUCACUGCUCAAAUUCCUGGCAUCGAGAAUUCCUCUUCCCAUUCAUAUGGAUAUGGAAAAUUGAAUGAGAUUUUCCAAACUAAAACAAUCGGAACUUUUGGUCACUCAUUGGGCGGAGCUGCAGCUUUCCAAGCUAUGCAUGAUGAUUCCCGUUUCUCAUACGGAAUCAAUCUCGACGGUGCAAUCGAAGGCAAUGUCGUACAAAGCGGACUCAACAAACCAUUCAUGAUUAUGGCGAAUCAGAAUCAUACGAGAACAGAAGAGAGAGAUCCCACAUGGUAUGAAUUCUGGGCCAACUCGGUGAAGCUGGGAGGUUGGAAAAGAGAUGUAAGGGUUAAUGCGACGCAGCAUGGUAGUUAUACGGAUUUGGCGGUUUGGGCGACGGUACUAGGAUUAGAGGGCUUUGAGGAUUUGUUGGGGACGAUCAAUGGAGUGAGGAUUUUGGAGAUAGAGACGGAGUUUGUGGGUGAGUUUUUUGGAAAGUGGUUGAAGGGGAAGAGAGGGAAGGUGUUGGAUGGGCCUAGUAAGGAGUGGCCGGAGGUGACUUUUGAUUUUUGA